UACACAAUACAGCGCAUGUUUUGAAAACAAAAGCCGCUAGCUUGGUGUUGUUGUUUGCUACAGCAUGACACUUUGACAGUUCGAAAAAAGUUGUUAGAGCCUACUGUUGACUUUGUUGUUAUUUCGGAGGUGUUACUUGCUACUGUUGGUCUCUUCGUAAUUCGAUCUAGCUAAAAAAUUGAGAUAGAUCUAGGGUCUACAUUGCUACAAAAUUCUAGUAUUAAUCUAGAGAGGAGUCUUCCACAUGUGCUCGGCUCAGCAGGCAACUCGGCUGUUUCACUUUCAACCAUCUUCAGCUUCAGUCAAUCCUACUAGCUAGAUCAGAGUGGUGCAGAUUCUAUGUAUAGACUCUACCUAGAUCUAGAGAUUCUAGGCCAGGGUUUCUCAUGAGGCAUGGCUACUGUGAAUGAUAUCAGUUUCACAGAGCUUGAGAGUGAUGCUGAGGAUAAUCUUCCAAGUACAUGGACCACAGGUUUACAGACCCCUGGAAAUACUGUCACAGAGCUUGAUAGUGAUGCUGAAGAGGAUGCCCAGCCUUUCUCUGCCAGUAACUCGGGUUUACAGUCCACUGCAAAUUUCACAGAACUUGAGAGUGAUGCCGAUGACCUUGAGGAUGCUCAACCAUUCCGUAAAUCAGAUUUACAGUCCUCUAGAAAUGAUAUCACAGAGCUUGAGAGUGAUGCCGAUGACCUUGAGGACGCUCAACCAUUCCGUAAAUCAGGUAAAAGGAAAAGAGAGGUAACAUUGCUUCUGGACUCAUCAGGAAGUGAAGCGAAUAGUGCUUUUGAGCAAGAGCGGAGAAAACGAGUCAAAACUGGUGGAGAGACGUUAUUGUCCGUUUUCAGUGGAAGAUGCUGCUCUUCCGAUUGCCUGGCGAGAGUGACACGAGCAGAUGCAGCUGCAGCCCGCUCAGCCUUCAAGGAGAAAUCUUUGUGUGAUCAGCGGAUAUGGCUUCUGGAGUACUUCAGGACUCAUUCUUCUCAAGCUGAAGAUGGGAGCUUUCAGUUCUCAUUCAACAUUGGUCUGGAGCUGGUGUGUGCUACAGCCUGGUACCAGGUGGUUGGAAUUGUGAGAUCAAGAUUCUACGACUGGCAAAAACGGUUCAGAGAUGGAAUGCUCUACCCACUACCAGCCAAUUUCAAAAGGAGAGGGUACAAGACUCAGAGAACUCUCAACGCAAAGACCCAAUUAGACCGAAUAGCACAGAGGUAUGGGGACAGAAUGCCUAACCAGGAAAGACUCAAUCUCCCGUCAUCCUUCACAAAGAGAGAGGUGUACGAGAGGGUCAAGGACAAUGCAGAGGUGUGCUCAGAGUCACACUUCAAAAGAAUCUGGAGGAGUGAAGAGCAGCACAUAACGAUCCCAAAGGUGAACCGCUUUUCAAAGUGUGACGAAUGCACUGAAUUAAAAGUCAAGCUCGGCCAAACCAAUGACAAAGUGCUAAGGAGAAGUCUCAUAACCCAACACCAAAAACAUGUAGAGAAACAAAGGUACAGUAUAUAACAUACUUUCAAUUGAUUGGUCUUUGAAACAAUUUGCUACAACGAGUCUAAUGUAUACUCAAGGUGGAGAAAUUUGAUAUUAUUGUAUUACCACAAGAUUCAAGACUUCUAUAUAAGACAUGGGACCAGCAAAAUUAGCGUGUUAUACCAUGUACCUUAUU
Molecule: messenger RNA, 1663 nt
Organism: Strongylocentrotus purpuratus (purple sea urchin)
Lineage: Eukaryota; Metazoa; Echinodermata; Echinoidea; Camarodonta; Strongylocentrotidae
Exons: 9
Coding region: 394-1503 (369 amino acids)
Source: RefSeq, a predicted model, not a curated record